Molecule: messenger RNA, 1968 nt
Organism: Haliotis rubra (blacklip abalone)
Lineage: Eukaryota; Metazoa; Mollusca; Gastropoda; Lepetellida; Haliotidae
Product: carbohydrate sulfotransferase 15-like
Exons: 9
Coding region: 405-1607 (400 amino acids)
Biological process (GO): hexose biosynthetic process
Molecular function (GO): N-acetylgalactosamine 4-sulfate 6-O-sulfotransferase activity
Source: RefSeq, a predicted model, not a curated record
AAACUAAAAGUCUGCGACCUGCAUCACGUGGUGCUCUCAAUAUGUUCAAAACGACGUUACAUAUAGUCACAUUCACUGAUUUACCUAUCUUUAUAAAGGUCCUACCUUGUAUCCCUAUACCUACUGUAUAUUCACCAUCUGGAAAUCUCAUUACACCGUUAUUAACUGUUAAUAACCUUUUGUACGAUCGAUAAAGUUAACAGGAACGCGAUGACGGGCAGUGAAAACCAACAAUCAAACAAUAUAUUUUGACUGAACAGCCAUGACUAUGGGAACAUGUGUUUCCCAGUGUAGAGGCAGGCAUUGAUCAGACCUACCUGAAUGUGAGCACAUAUCGACGAACCAACACUACACCAAGCUGUGCAGACCGACAUGUUUGUCUGCCCUGUAGACUGAGGGGAGGCAUGGCGUGCUGUAAGAAUCGGAGAAAACGCCGAAAAUGCAUAAUGACCUGUCUCGCAGUUGCUGUGGUGUUGUAUACAUGCCGCCAGCUGAGGAUGUUAGGAGUGGUCCCGCCGUAUGGCUUGAAUGGCGGAAUGGAUAAAGCGGACAAGCUGCUCAAUCAUUCCGACAUUGGCUCACGUGAUUCUUGCUCUCGGGACAGUCUGGCACCAGACGUCGACAAAGAAGCAAUGGAGAAAUUCAAGAUUCAUGACUUGCUCAGAAUAAAGAAGCAUGACUUCCUGACUGAGUAUAAGAACCCAUGUUGGCGGAAUCACAAUACUGGCGAGUUGAAAUGUCUGCCAUAUUUCUAUUUAGCGGGUUUUGCAAAAUGUGGUACGACGUUUGCCUUUCAAACCAUCUUCAGUCAUCCAGAUACAGCAGCACCGGCAGUCAAGGAAUCUCACUGGUUAUCAAAAACAAGGUUUAAACAUCAGUCCCACAUUCUAGCCUACCUGGAAGUGUUCGCUCCUGCUGCCAGAGAGAUAGAGGCGAAACAGUUCCACCACCAGAUCACAGGUGACGGGUCGGCCUCAACAGUAUGGCGGAACCACUUCUGGGCCAACCUGCCAGGGAACUACUACUGCUCCGAACCACGUGUCCUUAUACCCCAUUAUGUCCACCACCUCAACCCCCUGGCCAGAGUCAUCAUCAUGUUCAGGGACCCAACAGAGAGAAUGAUAUCUGCGUACAACCACUUCGACCCCGGCACAGGGUCGGCCGAGCACUUCCACGAGAGUAUGGUGAAGCAGACCCGGAUGUAUACUGACUGUUUUGCCAGGACCUCAUACAGAGCAUGCGCCUACAAUGAGACGCUGAGGACGAGCGCGUCUCAAGGGCAUCACUGCCAGUUGGUGACAGGCCUGUACCACGUGUUUAUCAGGGAUUGGCUGACUGUGUUCCCACGUGAUCAAAUCCUUAUCAUCAAAAUGGAGGACAUGCGAGAUCAUUUUUACAACGUUUUCGCAAAGAUAUUCAAAUUUCUUGGUCUAAGUCCUUUACCGAGGUCAGUGAUGGACCAACGGGAGCGUGAGGCGAAGUCAAAGAAAAGAUCAAAACGGGUACAUAUGAUGGACAAGACGCGCCACCUGCUGGACGACUUCUACAGGCCCCACAACAUUCAGCUCACCAAACUUAUCGGUGACAGCAAACACACAGGUGUAUGAUGAGGAUGUGAAAAUAUGCCGAGAUCUACACCCAGAAGAUUGUUUGUGUACAAAUAUUCCUUCCAACCAGCGUUCAUGGACUCGGGAAUUUACUGUUGAAACCACUUGAAUGUGAUCUUCAGGAAUUCGGGCAUUAGAUGUGGAAACCACUUGAAUGUGUUCCUCAUGGAAUCUGGUAAUAGCUGUGGAAGCCACUUGAAUGUGAUCUCCGGGAAUUCGGGCAUUAGAUGUGGAAACCACUUGAAUGUGUUCCUCAUGGAAUCUGGUAAUAGCUGUGGAAGCCACUUGAAUGUGAUCUCCGAGAAUUCGGGCAUUAGAUGUGGAAACCACUUGAAUGUGUUCAUCAUGGAAUCUGGUAAUA